AUGAAUGCCAUCAAGAAAAGAAUCAGCAGCUCGCAGCAGAAUGACUCGCUUAGUCCCAAUAUCAGCAACUCGGCUAGCAGUACCAACAGAAUCAGCACGUCUAGUGAAAGAGAGAACCUAGAAGGGUUAUCGCGUGAACUUAUCCCCAUAGUGACAUUAAUGUCAUCGCAAUCCCAUCGACGUUAUAACGAAGGACUUUUUAUGAUCUACUACGAUUUAAACGGUGAUGGUAAACCGGCAGAUCGAGAAUGGAAAGAGGUUUACGGUAUUUUAACCGGUAAUCAGCUAGCUUACUGGGACGCUGCCAGUUUAGCCCAAUUCAAGCACAACCCCGAUGCACUUUUCGAUUUAUCGGCAAAGCCCAACUAUAUCAACUUCACCGACUCCGUAUACAAUGCCGUUAAAAGCUUGCCUGCGGCAACUCAGAAUCUCGAUAAUGUCAUCAUUGUUUCAACAACGUUGAAAAACAGAUACAUCCUCCAAUUUAAAACCGUGAGCGAUUUGAACACAUGGUAUUGCGCGUUGAGGUUAUCAAACUACGAAUACAAGUCCUUGCAGGAAGCAUACACCGGAGCUUUGCUAUCUGCUAGAGGCUCUAGAUUAUCUGACAUUCGAACCAUCUUGGCUGAAAAAAGAUUUGAUCAUGAAGAAUGGGUCAGUAUCAGAUACGGAAGCGGGAUGGCCUGGAAGCGCUGCUACGUCGUGGUUGAACCGUCGACUUCUAAAAGAAAAGAGUUUAUACCGGGCCGAAUCUUGUGCUAUGAAAACGAACAGAAAAAGAAAAAGGGCUUGAUGGCGGUGCUCACCAAUGCCUCAGCCGUGGCAGCUGUAUAUCCUCAGUCGCAUUUAUUGAUUGACCACUCAACCAUGUUGAAGAUGGAAGGAUUCAUCAAUUUCACCUCGCCAAGUUUGUCAACCAAAGUCAGUGCGAGAAGCGCAAGCGAUUUCAAACAAACAUCCGUGUUCUUGAUGCCCGAGCAACACUCAGCAGUACCAGGGUUCGACACUUUGAUUAGGUUCUUGGUGCCGUUGUUGGACGCCUUUGGGCUUUACGGAAGACCUAAACGGUUAAAGGCCAACCGUAACGAUGUUGACUCGCUUUUAUUUGGACUUCCCACUUUACCCCACGUCCACUACUUUGAAUUGGAAGAUAUAAUCAAACUAACCAGCCAAGGCGAUUUCUUCUCGUGGGAUAUGAAAGCUUGGAACUCAAACAUCCAGGCCUUGUUGAAAUCAAAGAUUGAUCGAGGCUACGACGGUUGUGGGAGCCAGAAAGGCUACAGCGGAGCUAUCAAGUCUCUCAAGAGUCCAGUUUUGAGCACCACACCAAGAAAGACGAGUGCCAACACGCAGCUUUCCUCUUCGUCGUCGUCUUCCUUGAGAAAGACAUCUUCAAAUUCAACUCAGCCACCCAACAACUACCUUCCAACCAGUCCGUCUCCAAGGUUAGCCGGUAAAGGUCUUGACCGCAAUGUCAACAACCUAUCUGUCGAGACAAUGAAUAAGGGAGCCUCAGGCAAAAGCAGUGACCGUACUACUACCACCCCGCGGAUUCUUGUCGACGAGUCUGCUGCUGAUUACCGUCGUCACGAUUCGGUGCAGCUCGCGGAAAUAUACCAGAAAUACUCGGAUUUGAAGUACCCGGAUUUGAACCCACCAACCGAUGCUCUGUACACAACGGGCGCGGUGAAGAAUUUGAAUGGCGAUGACUUGUCGGCUGGAAUAAGCAAACUCGAUAUGAACAAGAACGUUUAUCCUACCAACGACAGCGGUCUCUUCAGUGGAGAUGACGACGAAAACUACGACGACGAUAGCGGAGAAGACAGCGUUGACGUGAGAACAAUCGGGUUGAACUCGCUGAAGAAUAGCGCAAAGAGCAGCGGCUUGAAGGUGCCCUCAUAUGCCGACAAAAGCAGCAGCCACUCAUCGGUUGCAUCUCCAAUGACACAGUUUAAUGAUUUCCGCGACCAGUUAAAAACCGUGGAGGGGUUCAACAAUGACUCGCUCUCCAGCCUCAGUUCGGGAUCUUCUUCAAAGCCGACACCUCCUCCGCAUGCACUGCCCGAAAAUCUCGAUGAGGUGCAGGGAGCAAACACCAACACUGCGACGUCGUCCAAGUCUUCCCUUAAGUAUCCAGGUGCGGUUAAAUCACCGCUAGCUAUUGCCGAUCCCACCGACAAACCGAGAUUCAUCUCGUCACCAAACUCAUCGCAAAACCAUAUAAAUAGGUUCCCAAACAGCCUGCCAAUACCCUCAACGUCGCCGACAAAAAGAGGGGGAGAAUUGCAAUACCCCGUUUCUCCUGUUCGUGUGGACGAAUCGAAACUUGCCUCAGCCUCAAACUCACACCCACACUCACACUCGAAUAGCGAUUUGCAAUACCCCGUUUCUCCCGUGCGUAUGGACGAGUCAAAACUUGCCUCAAACUCACACUCGCAUUCAAAUAGCGAUUUGCAAUACCCUGUCCCCUUUGGUCAGAGACAGGCGUCACCACCACGAUCGAGGCAGAAUGCACCGCAACCGGGACUUUCUCAGGGCCAGAAUCUGUCGAGGGGAGGGCAUGCAUAUCCAGUAGCAGUGGACGCCCUGAAGAUGAAAAGAAACGCAAACGGACAGUACGGACAUCACAGUCAGCACGGUCAGAGGCCGGACCCUCGCCAUCAUCAUCAUACAGCAGCCAACAGCAAUAAUAACUUGGGCCGCCAUCAACAACCUGUGAAUGUGCCUCAAACUCAUGCUGCCAAGGGGGUAAAUUACCAAAAUGCUUCUCGUGGUGGAGGAGCACCGCCGCCGCCGCAGCCGCUGCAAAUUCCACUCAACAGCGGAGUGAUGUACUCUUCUCGGCCAGAUCCAAAUCCCGCGGCACGUCAUCAAGCGGUGCCUCUGCAACAACAAAGACUCCCACCCCAUCAUCCCAACCAACCCUCUUACCAAACUACAGGAGGAGGUAAUUUACGUGGAUACGAUAAUCCUCAGUAUCUCUACAGCUACAGUAACGUCCCUGGUCAAGGUCAAAAUUAUGCACCGCAAGGACAAAGCUCGUUAGCACAGUCGCGACAUCCAUAUGCGCAAGCGCCAGAUCAAUACCGUGGCGGUGGCAGCAGCAGCUCGAGACAAUACUAA
Messenger RNA from Lodderomyces beijingensis, 3123 nucleotides. The record is from the annotation of a GenBank genome assembly. NCBI's taxonomy places the organism in Eukaryota, Fungi, Ascomycota, Pichiomycetes, Serinales, Debaryomycetaceae.